Molecule: messenger RNA, 4858 nt
Organism: Vicugna pacos (alpaca)
Lineage: Eukaryota; Metazoa; Chordata; Mammalia; Artiodactyla; Camelidae
Gene: ETV3
Product: ETS variant transcription factor 3
Biological process (GO): regulation of transcription by RNA polymerase II; cell differentiation
Cellular component (GO): nucleus
Molecular function (GO): DNA-binding transcription factor activity, RNA polymerase II-specific; sequence-specific DNA binding
Source: RefSeq, a predicted model, not a curated record
CAAAAUCAGAUGUUUGUUCUUGAGUGGCAAUCAGAUGGAUUUGGGUUUUUUUUUUUUCCUCUGUCUUCUUUAAACUGGUACAUCUGGAUGAACUCAGGCUUGUGUAUCUUGGCAUCUGGGCCUGUCUAGUAAUACAAGACAAACUGUUUGACAUGUUUUGGCUGCCUUUUUGGACCCAUUUUACCUUACCCUUCUCUUUACACUUGAAGGGCUGGUCAGGAGGAAGAAAGCAAGUAUUAAAGACAGUGUUUACAAUUUGUGGUUUAAAGUCAGGUGAGAGAUAAUUAUGGCCUUUGAAGCUGAUGACCUGAGGACCAUCAUUUGAUGACUUGGGGAUGAGCAGUUUGGAGGUGACAUGUUUGAAAGAAAAGAGAGUUACAUAAGGAGGGAAAGACAGAGAAAAGGAAGUUUGGGAAAAGGCUGUGCCAGAAAACCUUGGGAGGAUAAUGAAUAAAUAGCACCUUAAAGUAAUUGAUGUGGCUUGUAUCUCUCAGCAGGAGGGUGAAAAUGAAAGCAGGCUGUAGCAUCGUGGAAAAGCCAGAAGGAGGUGGAGGGUAUCAGUUUCCUGACUGGGCCUAUAAAACAGAGUCGUCCCCGGGCUCCCGGCAGAUCCAGCUGUGGCACUUCAUCCUGGAGCUGCUGCAGAAGGAGGAGUUCCGCCAUGUCAUCGCCUGGCAGCAGGGAGAGUACGGGGAAUUUGUCAUCAAGGAUCCAGAUGAGGUGGCCCGCCUCUGGGGCCGCAGGAAGUGCAAACCACAGAUGAAUUAUGACAAGCUGAGCCGGGCCCUCAGAUAUUAUUACAACAAGAGGAUCCUUCACAAAACAAAAGGGAAAAGGUUCACUUACAAAUUUAACUUCAGCAAGCUGGUGAUGCCCAACUACCCCUUCAUCAACAUUCGGUCCAGUGGUGUGGUUCCCCAGAGUGCGCCACCAGUGCCAACAGCUUCUUCCCGGUUCCAUUUCCCACCUUUGGACACCCAUUCUCCAACGAGUGAUGUGCAGCCAGGGCGCUUCUCUGCCAGCUCGCUGGCUGCCUCUGGCCAGGAGUCAAGCAAUGGCACCGAUAGAAAGGUGGAGCUUUCCGAGCUGGAGGAUGGCUCAGCCGCUGACUGGCGCCGGGGCGUGGAUCUCAUGUCCUCCCGGAAUGCCGUCGGUGGAGGGAUUGGCCAUCAGAAACGCAAGCCUGACAUCAUGCUUCCUCUCUUCACUAGGCCAGGGAUGUACCCUGACCCACAUAGUCCCUUCACCGUCUCUCCGCUCCCUGGCCGUGGAGGCGUCCUUAAUGUCCCCAUUUCACCAGCCCUCUCCCUGACUCCCACCAUCUUCUCCUACAGCCCAUCGCCAGGCCUGAGCCCCUUCACCAGCAGCAGCUGCUUCUCCUUCAACCCUGAGGAAAUGAAACACUACCUUCAUUCUCAAGCCUGUUCUGUGUUCAACUACCAUCUGAGUCCGCGGACAUUUCCUCGCUACCCAGGGCUCAUGGUUCCGCCGCUGCAGUGCCAAAUGCAUCCUGAGGAGUCCACCCAGUUUUCCAUCAAGCUACAGCCCCCGCCCGUUGGGCGGAAGAACCGGGAGAGGGUAGAGAGCAGCGAGGAAGCAGCACCGGUCACUGCUCCCACUUUGGCUCCUGUGCCCCCGAGGAUUAAGGUGGAGCCAGCCUCUGAAAAGGAUCCUGAGCGUCUCAGGAAGGCAGCACGCGAGGAGGAGGGGCGCUCUCAGGAGGAGGGCGCUGUGCCAGGCAGGACCACAGAAGAGGAAAAAGGCACCGUCUUUGCCCGCCCAGCAGCGCCACCUGUCUGGCCCUCCGUACCUGUUAGCAUCCCAGGUGAAGAACCCCUAGACGUGACUGAAGACAGUGAGGACAGGCCUGGCAAAGAGCCCAGUGCACCUGAGAAGAAAGAAGAUGCCCUGAUGCCCCCCAAGCUCCGGUUGAAGCGGCGCUGGAAUGAUGACCCAGAAGCCCGGGAGCUGAGUAAGAAUGGCAAGUUCCUCUGGAGUGGGUCAGGACCCCGGGGCUUGGCAGCGGCCGCUGCUGACGCUUAGAACUGGAAGUGAAUCGGGAGCUGUUUAUACUAUAAUCAAACACACACGUGUAUUUAUGUAGCAAGAUUUCAGGGUGGGGGGUGGGGAGGGAAUUAGACUGGUUUGAUCAUUCUAGGGGCAUAGACUUGUAUUUUUAUGUUUUGGGGAUAGGAUGGGAUGUCUUCUGUUGUAAAUUAGGUGGGAUGUGAACACUUUUUUUUCCUGGUGAGUAGGACACGGAAAGGGUAUUGAACUGAGAGGAGAAAGCGCCUCUGUUCCCUGUUGAGGCUCACACUUUCUGACAAACUCCCAGAGGGCCAAGAUGCUGUUUGGUCCCGUGAUAGUUCAGGUUCCAGACGUCUUUCUUUCCUGUUGUAUUUAUGUAUGGAAAGCCAUUAAUGAAUUUAUUUUGCUCUGCAAGAUACACAUAAAAGGGGAGGGGGCGUGGUGGGUAGGUUGAGCAGUGAGAGACUAUUAAGUAUUUUGCCUGAAAUGUUUCUUUAUAAUUAUUUCAGGGGAGGAAUAAGAUAAAUCUCAGUCUUACUGGGGCAGGGGGAUGUUCAGAUGUUGCUCUUUUUCUUUUUUCCUUUGCCGUCGUUGUUUGGUUUUUGUUUUGUUUUGUUUUGUUUUUCCUUUUCAUAAAAUGUUUUCAGGAAACAUGAAAUGUACUGCCAGCUAGAGUGGGGCUGGGAGAGCACAGGCGCCGGGCCGCCGCGGCGUGGUUGGGACAGGAAGCCCUGCUGUGAAUUUCUUGGACUUUUCACCUACUUCACCUAUUAAGAAGCCAUGAGGAGUUGUAAACUCUUGUUCAGGGAAGAAAGAAGAGGGCAGGAGGAAGUAGCCCAAUGCCUUUAAAGACAAAAACACAGAAAUGAUCUUCACUUUUCCUUUUCCAUCGUGGGUUUGGGGAGCCAAACCAAAGUGUGACGGUGAGCGAGUUCACUGAGAGACGUGACAGAGUUGAAGAUGUCUUUCCGUUGUGUCUGGUUCCCUUAUCGUUUUCUUAAGUCAAGCCUUAACAAUGAACAUACUUCAGCGUGAUACGGGUCUGUCAACCACACCUGUAAAAGGGCACGGACAACUUUUCAGAUAAUCCAGGAAUGUCGGAAAAUGGUUAAAUUUUAAGCUGGUAUUGAAUCAUCCCCCCUUGAUGUUACUGGGGUGAGGAGUAAAAAAAAAAAAAAAAAAAGGACAGGAUUGUUGGGAGUUAAGGGCAAAUGAUACCUGGAAGUGCAGAAGGUAGCUGGGGGUACAAGUGGAUGUUUAUUGAGACUGAAGGAAGAGAUGGACAGGAGACAGCCAGACAGAUGCCAAGAGGCCUGGUAGGAGUGAAAGUGCGUGUCUGUCCUGCUGCGGUGUUGCCAUUCUUGCCGUGUCCCUUCCCCUAGAUUGUUCUGGUUCUCAUGAUCAAUUGACCGUCCUACAUGAGACUCCAGGAAUUGUUUCUUCAUGGGAAAUUCUCUUCCAUCAACUUCAAAGGAAUGGGGAAAUAUGGAUCUUAUAUGACUCUAAAGGGGCCUGGACUGGGAGCAGAGAGAAAGAAGCCACAGCCAACUGUGUGUGUGUACAUGGAAGUACACAGUGUACAGAAGUACCGAGCUGUGGCUCAGACCUGCAGGGCAGCAGGGAGAGAGGUAACUCAAUGUCUGAUAAGGGCAAGGAGUGGGCACAGGGAUGCUGUCUAAGAACUGGAGAAAUCCCUGACUCCAUCUUAGCCUAAGUGAACUCCAUAUGCUAUAAGCAUUUGAGAAUUGUCUUUUAAUGGUGGGGGUGGGAUCCUUUUUAAACUGGAGUGCAUGCAUGAGAGAAGGGCUCAGGAAAGGUUAGAGCAGGUGAGUGAGUCAUUGGAUGGCUUAAGAUGACUUGAGUCCAUCCUGCUAUUUUUUGGCAACUGUCCUCCCCCUUGUUUGAUUUAAAUUCCAUGAGUGACUAGUCUUUUCCUGGGAAAGGGAUUGGGAGAGUGGUCCCUAACAACUCAGGCUUUGGUCAGACUGCCUUUGGUUGGCUGUGUUUUUGUCGGUUUCUUUCUCUGUACCUCGACUUACCUCGAAUCAGAAAGCAAACCCGGGCAUGUGGAAGAGGUAUCUCUGCUUGGCAUUGCCCAAUCUAACCAGGGAGGCUGGCUGCCCACCCUCUCUGUCCACUGGAGGAGAGGGCCGGCAGGGGUCAGUAUGAACUCAGGAAUAGAAACAUGAGGCCUUUUAAAAUAAGAGGGAGAAAAAUCUGUGAUGCAUACCUGUAACCCCCUAGAACCCAAGUGCCAGAAUUAAUUCCUAGAUGCUGCUUCUGUGUGAACAAAGUCACUGCUUUUACACUUGAAAAGACACACUCAGAAAAUGUUCAACUCCAUGAAAAAUGUUUUUGGCUUUAAGAAAUCAUUUGGUGUUUUAACUGUUUCCUUUGAUUGCCAUUCCAUCAGUAAAUUGUUGACUGAUUUGCACUGCACACUGGGGCUGGGGUUGGGAGAGGCCUAUACAGAGCCGAUCUUGGGGUUGCCCAGGAAAUGGACCAGGGAAUGUGAAGGUCAUUGGUAUUUCUUGGGGUAAAUGUGUGGGAGGUAGUUCUCCCCCCAGCCCACUCUGGGCAGCACCUGUCACCAGCCUGGCACAAAGCCAGGCCUUUCUCUUCUGUGAGCAUCUCAUCACUGUCCAACAGCAGUUGGAAAAUGGUGGACAACACCAGACCUAUUUUCCCUCCCCAUUUUUUCCAACUUUUGCUGUGCCAAAUGUUUAAAACUUUGCAAAUACAAAUCUUAAAAUUUUAUUAAUCAAGAACUUGUUCGUGAACUUGUUUGCUUUUUUGACAAUAAAGGAGAAAAUAGUAGAAAUCUCUUAAA